Messenger RNA from Nematolebias whitei (Rio pearlfish), 1396 nucleotides. It is a transcript of the gene dmbx1a, whose product is annotated as diencephalon/mesencephalon homeobox 1a. Lineage: Eukaryota; Metazoa; Chordata; Actinopteri; Cyprinodontiformes; Rivulidae. Gene Ontology annotation, biological process: regulation of transcription by RNA polymerase II. Gene Ontology annotation, molecular function: RNA polymerase II transcription regulatory region sequence-specific DNA binding; DNA-binding transcription factor activity, RNA polymerase II-specific. The coding region runs from base 242 to 1396 and encodes 384 amino acids. The transcript has 5 exons. The record is from RefSeq and is a predicted model, not a curated record.
GCUCAAGCAGAUGGCGGCUUCCCACCGCAGCGCGAGACUCGGAGAGAUCAAAGGAGCGAGAAGGAGCGCGAGCGAAGUGAAGCGACGGGCCCGAGGACUUUUAUCCAGUUUCUGUUAACGGACCAGGAGGAGGAAGCUGAGCCGAACCGAGCGCAGCCGAACCGAGCCUGAACGAGUCCGGCAGCUUGUCGGUCGGUGUCAGAGGCAGCGAACAGCAGAGACUGAAGGUCGGCCUCCCAGCAUGCAACACUACGGGGUGAACGGCUACUCCCUGCACGCCAUGAACUCCCUGAGCGCCAUGUACAACCUGCACCAGCAGGCCGCCCAGCAGGCGCAGCACGCGCCCGACUACCGGCCCUCGGUGCACGCGCUCACACUGGCUGAGAGACUAGCUGACAUCAUCCUGGAGGCCCGCUACGGCUCGCAGCACCGCAAGCAGCGCCGCAGCCGCACCGCAUUCACCGCACAGCAGCUCGAGGCGCUGGAGAAGACCUUCCAGAAGACGCACUACCCGGAUGUGGUGAUGAGGGAGCGGCUGGCCAUGUGCACCAACCUGCCCGAGGCGCGCGUGCAGGUUUGGUUUAAAAACCGCAGAGCAAAGUUUCGUAAGAAGCAGCGCAGCCUCCAGAAGGAGCAGCUCCAAAAGCAGAAGGAGGCGUCAGGAGAAGGAGGAAGUGAGAAGGAGGGCGCUGUCCUUCCUGACACUCAGCUCCCUCCCUCAUCAUCCUCGUCCUCCUCCGUGGAGACAGAGGCGCUCGUGGUCCGUCCCCUACCUGUGGACAUGGAGCUGAACGUUACCUCAGCAGAGCACUCAGGCAGCGACUCGGCAACAGAGGACAACAUCACUGAUAAAGAGGACGAGAGCAAAUCUACCAGAGAGCAGAUGAAAUGUGAGCGGGUGCUGCUGACACCUGGAGACACAUCCUCACCCUGCAAAAGACUGAGCCCAAAACCAGAUUCUCCCUUGGCUUCUCCGUCCGGGACGCCCUCCUCCUCCAGCAGCAGUCUGGCCAACCCCAGCCCCCUGUCUCAGAGCCACUCUUACUCCUCCUCCCCUCUCAGCCUGUUUCGGCUGCAAGAACAGUUCCGCCAGCACAUGGCGGCCACCAACAACUUGGUGCCCUAUCCAGCGUUUGACCUCGCAGCCCCAUCUUCCCUUCCCUACCUGGGGAUGAAUGUGAGCAUGCCCCCUGCUCCACUGGGAUCUCUGCCCUGCCAGUCCUACUAUCAGUCGCUGUCCCAUCAUGCCCAGCAGGUGUGGAACAGUCCACUGCUGCAGGCGUCUGCUGCCAGCGGACUCACCAGUCACAACAGCAAGACCACCAGCAUCGAGAACCUGCGUCUGAGGGCCAAGCAGCACGCCGCCUCUCUGGGAUUGGACACACUGUCUAACUGA